Amoebophrya sp. A25 is the source of this 4400-nucleotide messenger RNA. The record is from the annotation of a GenBank genome assembly. NCBI's taxonomy places the organism in Eukaryota, Dinophyceae, Syndiniales, Amoebophryaceae.
AUGGCACUUCGUGACGCAACUCAGGUGGUCCCGGAGCCCAAGCUCUUGGACGACUUGUUGUCUAAGACCAAGUACUGUGAUCCGGAUCCGGAGGUGGGUCAAGCUUUCUGGGUCGGCUGCCCUAAGAUGCCCAUUCAGCGCAACAUCAACCUCUUCUCUCUCAAGAACGGAGCUGACUUGGAACAGUCCGACAUCGUGUACGUCAACGUCAAUCUUUGCUUUUUGUCGUUAUAUUGUCGUCCUCUACAACUGUGUUAGUUUUAGUUGUAUCCCUCCAUCCAAUUUAUUGUCGUCCACUGUGUGUUGUUAGUGUCUGUGUUACUUUUGAUGAACACCUACAAGUUUUUUCUAAGGUCAAAAACAACAUUUGUUCUUGCCUCAAGUAGAAGAUCUUUCUGCUAUUGCUCCAUCAUGGACGAUGUUCUUAGUAGAUGGACUAGAUGAAGACGAACAACGAGAACUCACUUGUCUCUCGUUAAUAAUAUAUUUGAUUUUUAGGUACUGCUGCGGUGCCUGCGUGUGGCUGGAACCUCCGUACCAUGGUACCUGCCGCAUGCCGGUCACUAAGAAGCCGCCCACUGAUUACGGUGAGAAGCAGACCGACCAGGAUGUCUUCUGGGUCACCUACAUGGACUACACCUACGUCGAUCCGAUGAAGCGCUACUGCUUGGUCAAGGUCGGCGACGAGCUGAUGUACUUCCGCGUCUGGCUCGCUCACAAGUUCGGAAAGAUGUUCAACGGGUACUUCUACUUGUUUCUUUUUCUGGAAUUAUUUCUAGAAUGAAAGAAAAUUCUAUCCAUUUUUUUUUUAGAUACUACGUACACAAGAAAAUGAAAAAUGUCUCAUCUUCAUCUUAAUGAUGAAUCACUUAAUAAAUAAGAUCUAUAUUGAAAUUAGAUAAUCAAUCUUCUUCUGCUUAAGCUCCUGCUCCUGCUCAUAAUUCAGAUACGACAACGCUGCUGAUACUACUUGGUGGUACAAGUUUUACAUGUACUUGGAUACCGAUAAGUCCAACUCCGUCGACAUGGAGGAGUUUCAGGUCGGCCUGACCAAGCUCGGCUACCCGGUCGCCCGCAACGUUCACGCGGAAGAAAACAACAACCGCCGUGGUCGCUUGCUCCAGCUCCUGGAUACCGAUGGAUCCGGUGACUUGUCUUUCGAAGAGUUCGCGGACGUGCUCGAAAUCAACCCCAAGGCCGUGCUGGAAAAGGUCUCCGAGUUCAAGAUGGACAAGAAGUGGGACGACCUGCAGGACCGCAUCAAGAAGGCACGCUUCAAAGACGAAGAGUCCUACGUAAACGGACGAUACUCUAUGCGACAGGUACAACUACUUCUUGUAACUCAUGUACUAGAAGAGGAUGACUUCAUCAUAUGUAUCGGGUGUGCUUCUAUACUAGGAAUUUUUUAGCGAUUUUCAAGCAAUGUUAACGAGAUUUUUAUCAUUAAAUACUACAAGCAUAGACGAGUUACCAGUAGUACUUCUCUUGUAGUUCUUCAAAUGAAUAUUUACAUCUUCUUCAUCUUCAUUGAUUUGUUUCCGAUUCGGUUGAAAACAACAGGCCUACGACAAUAUGCUUCGAUUCCGUAACGAGAAGCGUCGUUUCAAGAAGAACACCGAGUCUCAGCGCAGUCUCGACAAGUUGUACCCGGAUUCUAAUAAGGCAGCGAAGAAUCGCGCCAAGUCUGCUGAUGCUGCUGCCUCAAAGGCGACGAAGAAAGGCAAGCUUCCGGAUAUGUACACCCAGCACCCAACGGUACUAUUAGCUAUUGCUGAUUUUUCAGUACGUGCUUCGUCCGUGGAGAUGAUAGCAUUUUGUUUAUUUCUGUUCUUUCAUACAACUUCUUUUGGUUUUAAUUGAUUAUGGCGUUGACUCCCGUCCCCGUGGUUAGUAUCUUAACGACGGAGGCACGCGCAGUUGGUUGAGACCAGUUCGUGACCUCAUCGAUCUUUGUGGUCAUCGUCCUUUUGCUCAUCCUCUUCCCUUGUUAAAACGAAACAGAUGUGGUCGUGCCGUCAGGGUAUUGCCGGUCGUGAUUUGAAGCAUGUGCACCCGAACUUCCGCGAGUACUUCGACUCCCCGGGUACGAUGACUUCCGACAAGGAGAUCAAGGAGCAGUUGGAGCGUGACAUGUACCCACCAGCACCGCGUAUCGCGAUGAAGGACGAGCUCCGAAUGAUGCGCGAGCACUUGUUGGAGGAAUUUUCGGCUGACAGCUUCGAAAACAAGGACGUCAUGCAACGCAUCUUCGCAAAGCUCGACGCAAAUGGCAACGGAUCUGUCUCUAAGGAAGAGAUGGUCCAGGUAUAGAAAAAAGCCACUUCUAGUACGGACAAGAGUAUUUUGAUUUUUAGAAAUCACAAUCGUCUUCGUCGAAUACUGAAUUCAGAGUGCAGCCACAAGAUGUUGAAGAGUUGUGAUAGGUAACAAGAAUCAGAAUGAAGAUAGACCACAAGAACUGGCCUUGAACUACACCUGCCUCAACCUACCUGAACAGGGCUUGCGUGAGUUGCACUACCCGAAGGGACCGACCACGAUCACUACGCGCCGACGCCGUGAGCGAAUCUUUCAUCAUAUGGACGCAGAUGCUUCCGGUGACUUGGAAAUCGAGGAAAUUGGCGCAAUUAUGAGAGGUGUGGGUCCGCGCGCGCUUGUGGACGAGUCGACCGAUUUGGCAAUCGCAGGGUCAGCACGUGGCUUGCACAAACUGAAGAACACGCAGUCAGGGCCAGGCGUUAAGCUCCCGCCAAUCUCCAGGUAAUUGACAAUGAAUCCUGCUCAAGAAGAUGAAAAUACUACAGCACGACUGCAUUUUGCGUGCUGUAGAAUAGAGAACUUCUUAAAAAUUUAACAUCCCCUUGCUUUCUUCACUGGAUUUAAUGUUAACUAUCCUCGUGAUGGUGAUCCCCGCCCAAAUACCGUGCGAAGAUUUUUCAGUUUGUUGCGCAUUUCGGUUUUACACUACAAGCAAGUCUUGAUGAUAUAAUGAACAGUAUAGAUAUAAAAUUCAAAUCGUUUUACAGUGCUGAAGAAGAUGAUCGUCUUAUCUAGAAAAUCCAAGAUGAAAUGUUGUGAUCACAAAAAUAGCGGCACAGAUACUUCUUAUGAAAAACAAAGCAACAUGUACUAAAACUUGUACAGGAGCAGAAUAACGUACCAUAAUGUGAUAUCGAUUUUUCAGUCGUGUCCUCUAAUGGUUCUUUUUCUGUGUUUUGUAUAGGAAACGAAGCUAGCGGAAGUAGAAGACGAGGCAACAUCUAACAUACCGAAAUUACACGACAAUACAUCAUAUCAUAAACUAUCAACUACAUAAGAGGUAGAUUUUAUUGUGAUAUCAUAGAUUGAAAGACGGGCACAUCAUGAGAAGAAAAACAGUCGGAUGUUUUUCUACACAUGAAUAUCGACGAUAAUUAGUGAUCAUACUAUAAAAAUGAUUCAUUAUUCUCUGGUUCAUCUUGUGCUAAUAUAUUCGUUAAAAAAAUUGGUGAAAUAGAAUACGAAGAUUAGCGCUAACCAUCCCCUAAUUUGUCUUAUGGUCUGAAGAAGCAUUGCGCUUUGAUGUUUGUGCUGCUAGUUGUAACGCGCCGCAGGUGGGUCGUUUUGCUUCUUUAUUUUGUAACUUGAUUUAUUCAUUUUUGGAUGUUAGUUUUGAUGCAGCACACAUAACUCACUUCUUCAAAGAUUAGUCAGGUGACUGAGCGUGUGCUUAGAGUUAGUACGUAAUUAGUGGAAACACUAUGCAGAAGUCCCGAUGAAGGACAACAUAAGGAAGUGAUACCUAAUUAAAGAGAAGGCUUUUGCCCCAUUGAUGAUUCAUUCGGUCUCGCAUUGCACACUUCGCGCCACCGCCUGCUUAGUUACAACUUUCUUGGAAGACAGUGCCAAUUCUAUCAGAUUCGUUUAGUAGAGCUUCCAGCAUCAAACCCAAUGUAGACCUGCUGUGUGUCACGCACACCCACUUUUAUUGAGUCGUAGUUUGUGCACGUGCAGAUAUAAUUGAUAUUCAUGAUUAGGACAUAUUAGAAAUGGUUAUACAUAGGAUGAAAUUAUAGAUCGAAAGAGUAGAAAUUCAAAGUGAACAGGAAUAUCUAACAAGGAUUAACGUGUAGGAGAGAAAUAUUUGGAAGUGUUUAUCUUGAUAGAAACGAAAGGAAAAAAUCUGAAAGUAAGAAUGUCAUGCAAAUUAACAUUGAAAGUAUUGAAUCAAACCAACAGAUGCGGUUAUCGUGGAUGAAACAGAAGGUGCUAGCAUAAGAAAUACAACAAAAUGAAAAGAACAGUUUCUUUUCAGAGAAACACGUGGCUCUGUUUUCGGCGUACCCUGGAUAGGAGGUUUGCUUGUUCUUCAGGAAAGUGUCAUUUGAUUGUGGUGCUUUCUUUUCGCCUGCGGGCGUGUCUUC